CCAUGCAUGCAUGUAAAUGCAUGAUGUGAAAGUGGUGGUGCCCAUGUUAAAAAGAGGAAGACAUGAUUCUCCUCCACUGAGAGCAAUGUCCAAACCAGGAAGAAACCACAGAAGCCCACAAAUCCAUUCAUAUUAUUAUUAUUAUUGUUAUUCUAUUUUAUUUUAUUUUUAUUUUUUUGCUCUCAGAGAAAAGAUACAGAGCAUAUAAUAAAGAAGAAAAAUAGUAAACAAAUAAAACAUCAUCAUCUUUGUUGCUUUAUUUAUGCCUGCUUCUCUCCUUUCUGACCUGACAAGUCCAAAAAUCUGUUACCAAGCACACUUCCCAUAAUUAAACAUCACCGCCCAUAACUCUUCACACCAUUCCAAAACCCCUUUGCCUCUCUCUCUCUUUCUCUCUCUCUCUCUCUAUUUCUUAUCAUCAUCAACUGAAAUGUAUUGACUGUCUGUUUCUCUCUCGAAGAAGUGAUGGUUGUUUCACAAAGCCCAUUGUUCUCAACGUCAUGCUACCAGAACAAAGCUUCAUCAUUUAAAAUGCUGAGGGCCACAAUGUUUUUGGAAUCUGAAUGAUGUGGGUUUCUCAGAUCAUGAAUUUCUUCUGCAGGUCAUUUCCAAGAAGACCUUGGAGACGCAUUUAAGAAACCUUGUGAAGGAUAACAAACAGAAAGGCAAACUGGUUCUUUAUAGAUGCAGCCGAUGGAACACCAAUAAGCCUUACAGCCCAUCCCUUGAAAAAAAAACCAUAUUAUUUAGGUUAGCAUUGCUUUCCUACUAACCCAAAGCCCAUAUGUUCAUACCCAUUACCAUGCAUGAAAAAGUCAUCCAAGAAGCCCAAGGAAAAAACAUUUACGUGACAUCCAUACCUUAAUCGAUCAAGCCAACAAACAAAAGAAAAACCGACUGCCCUUUAAAACUAUAAUGAAAAGCCCUCACAUCCAACCCGAGACCGAGAUCUCAUCAUCCGAAGGAUCAGUGGUCAGCAGCCAGGUGGCAUCAAAUGUAACAACACAGGAGGCCUCAACAAGGUCCCCCCAAGAUACAUUCUCUCUAGACCUGACGACCUCCCCCUACAACUCCCUCGCUGUCGGCCACACCUCUCUCUCUCUCGACCUCACUCUAAGCCACCCCGAACCCGCUCGUGGCUCUGGGUCAGUACCAAGCACUGGAGAGAGCAGCACAGAGGUCCACUUCUCAAACCCACAUCUAGGGUCUGGUUCCGGGACUGGGUCUGGGUCUGGGUCUGAGCCCAGAGUCUUCUCAUGCAACUAUUGCAGGCGAAGGUUCCUAAGCUCUCAAGCACUAGGAGGUCACCAAAAUGCACAUAAGAGAGAGAGGACUCUAGCCAAGCGGGCUCAACGCAUGGGCUCGCUUCCGGCUAGGCUCGCAAGUCUUGCAGCCUUGCCUCUAAGGGGGCUCGGGCUCAAAGCCCAUGGGCUCGCUCAUGGUGCACCGGCCAUGGGUGUGGGUGUGGCACCUAGAUUUGAAUGCAGGCUUCCAGUGUAUGGUGAGGAAGAUGGAGUGGGCUUUUGGUGGCCUGGUAGCUUCAGACCGGGCCUUGGGCCUUCCAGCUCAGGCCUUGGACCCACAACCUCGGGCCUUGGGCCCAUGAGUUCGGGCCCAGAGGCAGUUAUUUUGGUGCCUCAUGAGGAAGAUUCAUCAAAGCCUGAUCUUACACUUCGACUAUGAGAUGAGAUUUACUUUCUUUUCUUUCUUGCUUUUGUAAUGAAAAAUGCCCCAGUUUUUGGGGUGAUGCGCAAAACCCCCUCCCAGUAAAAUGACCAUUAAGUGCCCUCGGUUGCCGGUCAUUGUAGAUUGGUCAGUUGUGUGGUGCCUGAGACAGGAAGCUGGGCUUGCUCGGCAUAGGCUACACAUCAAAGCACACUUUAAGGGCUUUGGAAUGAGGAAAGCACUCGAAAGGCCAUGUUAUUGUAAAUUUUGUUUUUAUUUUAACAAAUGACAUUGAUCAAA
Amborella trichopoda is the source of this 1965-nucleotide messenger RNA. NCBI's taxonomy places the organism in Eukaryota, Viridiplantae, Streptophyta, Magnoliopsida, Amborellales, Amborellaceae. The record is from RefSeq and is a predicted model, not a curated record.